UGAGGAGAGGAGAGAGAGAGGAGCUCCAGGAGAGAGAGAACGAGGAGAGGAGUCCCUGCACCCCCAGGAGAGAGUGAGAGCCGGACCGGCUGGACCCCGCGAGGAGGACCCGAGAGAGAUCCACGUUUCCAGGGGAGAGGCCUCACACCAGGGCUGCAGCAUGUUUACUUCCGUGAAGGCCUUCGAGGGGCAGCAGUACUCCACCCUGAAGAGGCAGUGCCUGCAGAGCGGCCUUCUCUUCGAGGACCCCCGAUUCCCUGCCUACGACGACUCGCUCUUCUCCCAGGGCAACAGGAUCGGACGCGUGGUCUGGAAGAGGCCUCGGGAGCUGUGUGAAGACCCCCACCUGUUUGUGGACGGCAUCAGCGCCCACGACUUACAUCAGGGACAGCUGGGGAACUGCUGGUUUGUAGCAGCCUGCUCCAGCCUGGCCUCCAGAGAGUCUCUGUGGCAAAAAGUCAUCCCCGAUUGGAAGGAGCAGGAGUGGGACACGGAGAAGCCGGAAUCGUACGCCGGCAUUUUCCACUUCCGCUUCUGGCGCUUCGGGGAGUGGGUGGACGUGGUGAUCGACGACCGGCUGCCGACGGUGGACAACCAGCUGGUUUACUGCCACUCCAACGACAGCAAUGAGUUCUGGAGCGCGCUGGUGGAGAAGGCCUAUGCUAAGGUGUACGGCUGCUACGAGGCGUUGGACGGGGGAAACACGGCAGACGCUCUGGUGGAUUUCACCGGCGGGGUUUCAGAGCCCGCCGACCUGCUGGAGGGUCAGAUGGCGACGGACGAGGUCGCCCGAAACCAGCUGUUCGAACGAGUCCUCAAAGUGCACAACAGAGACGGCCUGAUCAGCUGCUCCAUCAGGGCGACCACGAUAGAGGACAUGGAGGCUCGGCUGGACUGCGGUCUGGUGAAAGGCCACGCCUACGCCGUGACGGACGUGAAGAAGGUGCGGCUCGGUCACGGGCUGCUGGCCUUCUUCAAGUCGGAGAAGCUGCACAUGAUCCGCAUGAGGAACCCCUGGGGAGAGAAGGAGUGGAGCGGACCCUGGAGCGACAGCUCGGAGGAGUGGAACAAGGUGAGCAAGAGUGAGAGAGAGAAGCUGGGAGUCACGGUUCAGGACGACGGAGAGUUCUGGAUGACGUUCGACGACUUCUGCCAAUACUUCACGGACCUGAUCAUGUGCCGCCUCAUCAACACCUCCUACCUGAGCAUCCACAAAACCUGGGAGGAGGAGGUGAUGCGGGGCUCCUGGGUUCACCGUCAGGAUCCGCUGCGUAACCGCUCCGGAGGCUGCAUCAACCACAAGGCCACCUUCCUGCAGAACCCCCAGUACGUGUUCGAUGUGAAGAAGCUGGAGGAUGAGGUUCUGAUCUGCUUACAGCAAAAGGAGAAGAGAGCCACCCCCAAAGAGGGCAAAGGGGAAAACCUGGCCAUAGGAUUCGAUAUUCACCGGGUAGACACACUUAGUAAACACCAAUACAAACUGUUUCCGCUGCAGGUGGAGCUGAACAGGAAGUACCGGAUGCACUCUGCGCAGCAGAAAGUGGCCGGGUCCAUCUACAUCAACUCUCGCUGCGUGUUCCUCAGGAAGGAGCUGCAAGAGGGUCGAUACGUCAUCAUCCCCACCACCUUCGACCCCGGGCAGCAGGGAGACUUCCUGCUGCGGGUCUUCACUGACGUGCCUUCAGACUGCAAAGAGCUGACUCUGGACGAGCCUCCUCAGACCUGCUGGACGGGGAUGUGUGGAUAUCCUCAGCUGGUCACUCAGGUCCACGUGAUGAACGCCGAGGGUCUGCAGGGGCAGGAGAACAACGGAGCGGUGGAUCCGUACGUGAUCAUCACCUGUGAAGGAGAGAGGGUUCGCUCCCCGGUUUAUAAGGACACUCGCUGCCCGAACUUCGACAUCAAAGGCCUGUUCUACCGCAAGAAACCCAAGGAGGGGAUCCACAUCGAGAUCUACAACAAGAACAUGAUCGUGGACACCUUCCUGGGUCAGGUGAUCCUGUUCAGCGACCCCAACGAGCGGCAGGAGCUGCACACCCUCCACCUCCGGGACAAGGGCAGCCGCCAGGACAACGACCUGCCGGGAACGCUCACUGUGCGCCUCAUCACCUCCACCGCGCUCACCAACAUCUGA
Eleginops maclovinus (Patagonian blennie) is the source of this 2134-nucleotide messenger RNA. RefSeq names its product calpain 5b (gene capn5b). The coding region runs from base 161 to 2134 and encodes 657 amino acids. Gene Ontology annotation, cellular component: cytoplasm. NCBI's taxonomy places the organism in Eukaryota, Metazoa, Chordata, Actinopteri, Perciformes, Eleginopidae. The transcript is spliced from 13 exons. Gene Ontology annotation, molecular function: calcium-dependent cysteine-type endopeptidase activity. Gene Ontology annotation, biological process: proteolysis. The record is from RefSeq and is a predicted model, not a curated record.